Molecule: messenger RNA, 4344 nt
Organism: Orcinus orca (killer whale)
Lineage: Eukaryota; Metazoa; Chordata; Mammalia; Artiodactyla; Delphinidae
Gene: ING3
Product: inhibitor of growth family member 3
Exons: 5
Coding region: 132-527 (131 amino acids)
Biological process (GO): regulation of DNA-templated transcription
Cellular component (GO): NuA4 histone acetyltransferase complex
Source: RefSeq, a predicted model, not a curated record
UUUUUUUUCCGCCGAAGCCGAGCGGGCGCUGCUAGCGGAGGCGCCAUAUUGGAAGGGACAAAACUCCGGCGACAGCGAGUGACACAAAUAAACCCUUGGACCCCCUCGCUCCCCCAGCUCUGAGGGCCGCGAUGUUGUACCUAGAGGACUAUCUGGAAAUGAUUGAGCAGCUGCCAAUGGACCUGCGGGACCGCUUCACCGAGAUGCGCGAGAUGGACCUGCAGGUGCAGAAUGCAAUGGAUCAGCUAGAACAAAGAGUCAGUGAAUUCUUCAUGAAUGCAAAGAAAAAUAAACCGGAGUGGAGAGAAGAGCAAAUGGCAUCCAUUAAAAAGGAUUACUAUAAAGCUUUGGAGGAUGCAGACGAGAAGGUACAGUUGGCAAACCAGAUAUAUGACUUGAGUUCAGUGUCUACUUUUUGGUUUCUUUGUGGAAGAGAGCCAGAGAGUCCACAGUCAGUAGUAGGUCAAGAACCUUAUAUUUUAGCCAAAUCUAUUGUAGCUGAUGUUAGGCUUUUUUUGUUUUUUUAACAAAAAUGGGUGUUUAUUAUACUAAUCCUUAUCUUCUUAAGGGAGUGUGCUUACUUGCCUGAUAAAUCAUCUUGAGAUUGUUUUUGUGACAAAAUACACGUAAGAGUACUAUGUUGAUAGUUCUUGGUAGUCUGAUUAAAAUGAAGAAGAGACUUAUUUCAAUCUGUGUUAAUGGAUAGCACUCAGCUGUCUAUUAAGUGACGUCAGUAGAUAGCACUCAGCAACUGGCACAGGUGGCAAAACUGGGAAACAUGAUUAAAUGAACUUUAAAAACAGGGUUUUUUACAGUAGCAGCAGCACUUCUUAAAGAUUGAAAUCACCAAGAAGACAGAUAUAUGCAAUAUUUCUCAAAUUGGUAUAAUUAUGGGUUUUUUUUAAUGUAACGCAUCUUCUCCCAAAGUAUAUACUUUAGGAAAUACUGAUUUCUGAUUCUCUCUCAAAGCAAGUUAAAGCUGAAGACAAAUGCUCACUUUUGAUUAACUUUAGCAUAUGGAUUCAUAUCUUAUUUUUGUAGUCUUGUGUGGAUACAGUUUUAUUACUGAAUAGAUACAUGUUAAUAUAAAUGUCAUUGGUGUGCAUGACACAGAUAAAAGGUACAUAUCCCAUUUGGUAUACAUUGUGAAUGCUAUACUAAACUAGAAAGCAUUUGUCAUGUAAAACCACAGAAAAUGCUUAAUUGUUUUUACAUAGUGAAAAUAUUUUAAUGGAUAUAAAGACCUAGACUCUUUUGCUCAUACAGUUAGUCUGAAAACAGUUUCAUUAAAGAUACUGACUAAAGGAGGGUAGAGUGGGCUGGUGGCUUGAUUUACUGUGGAACGAAAACCAAAAAAUGUUCUAAAUUGUUUUGGUCUUGAAUUAGGUCUAUAAACAUAGAGAAAGACAUUUAUGUUUGAAUCCAGGACUAAUUUGUUUAAAACAUUCUUUCUCAUAUGUAGUGACUAGGUGUCAAUCUUUAUUUAGAAACUACCUGCUUUUUAAAUCAUAUAGCUCUUUGGUUCCAAUCUUUUGUUUAUAUUUUACUUUACUACUUUUUACACCUUUAUUAAAAGUACUUCAUGCAUUUAGAAAAUAUAUAUAUAACAAAUAUAUGCUUUUUAAAUGUGUGUGUGUAUCCAUCUCUUGUUUACAAACCACACUCUUCAUCCACUGUGUACUUGGUGUAAUGGAGUUUUAUGUGGGUACAAUGGAGGAAUGAAGAGUAAAUGCUAUAAAUGCUCCUGUCCUCAAGGCGUCUUUUAACUAGUUGGGAAGACAUGCCCACAGAGACAUGCCCAUAAGUAAAGUGGAGAGCCUGUAUAGAAACAUGUUAACAAAUAAAGAUUAAUACAGUUGGGUAUUAAGGGGAUCUGGUAAAAGACUGACCUAAGUCAAGCAGAGUUACUGUUGAUUUCUUGGAGGGUAUGAGAUGAGUUUUGAACAGAAUUUAUUCAGAGCCUCGGGGGCCUGGAUUCAGGUAUUGUAUUGAGGGGAAAGCAUUUCACUCAGAGGUAAUGGAUAAACACAGAAUGAAAAUAAAAAUUAGUAACUUCUUUGAGGGAGAUAGGUUAUUUAGGCUAGAGAUUGAAGGAAUAACAAGUGAUGUAUUAAAUUUAAUAUAAUGUAACGAAUGUAAUAAAAAGCAAGGACCCAUAAUGGAUUCUUGCAGACGUGAGUUCAGCUACUUCACUGACAGUAAGACUUUGGAAAAGUUAUUUAAUCCUGGAACCUCAGUUUCCUUAUCUGUAAAAUAGCAGUAUUAAUUUGUGCCUUAAAGGAAGAUUUGAAUCAAUCUCUCUCUCUCUCUUUUUCGACAGAGAUAUAGAGACAAAUAUAGAUACAUCUAUACACAUAUGUCUAUAUCUGUCUCUGUAUAUCUCUUAUCUAUAUCUGUGUGUGCGCGCGCGCACGCACACACACACACACACGCACACACAACACACACACACACACACACAGUGCUCGUAGCUUGGCAGAUAGUAGGCACUCGCUCUUUAAAAAAACUCACUUCAUCUCAUUUCUCUAUCAAAUUUUCUACUUUCCUGAAGCCACUGCUUCCCUUUCAGCUCUGCCAAGUUAAACCUGUUUUUUUUUUCCAUAGUCCCCCAUUACUUAUUUCUAAGACUGCCUUUUGUCUUUUCUCUACUCUUUCCUAUCUCUGUCCCUUUCUUUCCCUCCCCUUUUCUUUUUGUUACUCCCCCCUUCUUCCUUUUUAAAGACUCCAUUGCUAUUCCAGGUGACCACGAUAUCCUUAAUAUAAAAUCCAUUCUUCUUGAGACUUUAUGUUAAUUUAUUAUAUUCCCGCCUUUGUGGCCUUUCUCAGUCUCCUUGGGUAUCACUCAGAGCGGUUGCUGUUCUGAAGGGUUCUGUCUUUGACCUGCAUUGUUUCUUACUCUGUUCAGUGGUUCGCAUGUAAAGGUAGUUUUCUUCUCAUCUUCAGCCCCAACUCCAGAGGCUGAUGAGACCAAAUGCCACACGGUAAAGCACUGUUGUGAUGCCAGUUUUACCCCCUCCCCGCCACACUCACCACCCAAGCCGAGAAACAUUUCUCCAUUACUUUUCCAUGUGUGUGCUUAGUUUUAGCAAUUAUGCAAUAAUUAUUCUUCAAGCUCAAACUUCUCCUCUGAGUCUGUUCUUAUCUGAGAAUUCCUAGGCCCUGGAACUCAUUGUAUUAAGACUUAAGUCUUCUUGUUUUACUUCUUUCACUAGCAUCACUUCUCAUGAAUAAAUAAUUGUUAAAAUGUUAAAAUCAAUUAUGCACCCUCAUUAAAUUCCUAUAACAUUUAACAGGUGAGAGCUUAGAAGGCCCUGUGCUUCAGAGGUGAAUAGAUAGGAUAUAGUGUAAGCGUAAAAAUACAGUAAUUUUUAUUUAUAGAUCCUUUACCCAGUAAACAAUGGUACUUGUAUUUAUACAGUUCUACCUAGUGGGAGAGUAUAACUUUCACUCAUACAGCAAAUAUUUAUAGAUCUCCAACUAUGCGUGGUAACUGGUGCUGGAUGGGCAGUAAUGAUACAGACAGGCAAUGAAUAUAGGCAAACUAGAUUAUUGGAGAUUUUGGUAAGUGCUGUGAAGGAAAUAAACAUUGUGGAAAGAGGGGGAAAGAGUGAGUCACUGGGGGAGGCUUUAAGAGUCUACUAGUCAGGAUGAGUGUAGUCUAAGGAGGUGACACCUGAGGCAGUACUUGGAAAGCGAGAAAGAGCACAGCCAUGUGACAGGCUUAAGGAAGAACAUUUCAGGCAGGUGAUGGACCAAGUGCAGUGUCUGAGGUGCAGUGUCUGAGUCUCCUUGGGUAGACUGACAGGUUGCACCAGGAAAGAGGCCAGUGUGCUUGGUGUGUUGUGGGAAAGAAGAGGGUGUGAGCGGGGCAGGCAGAGGGCGGCACGCGCAGGCCUAAAAGCUGAUGAAGCAGUGUUUUUAGUCUAAGAGCAGGGGGAGGCCAGUGAAAGAUGUUAAACAGAGGAGUGGGACACACCUUAGAGGACAUUGUAUGUAUGGCUUUGCUUAAACAUUAUAUUAUUAUGGAAAUGUCAAGUAAGCAGGUAUUAUUGUUACAGGUUUUGAGAUACAGCAAUUGAGUAUAUAAUUGUGUUUGAUUUUGCCCCUCAAUGUUUUCUAUAGCACAGUAUUUAAUUGUAUUAUUUUUCAUUAAAAUAUUUUAUUUACUUUUAAAAUCAAUAGUAAGCUUUCUAUUCCUGUGACCAGCACUGUACUGACUACCUCAUUUAUUAAGGAAAAAAAUCAGACUGCAUAAAUAUCCACAAAUGAAGAAAUUUGUGGAACUAGGGGUUCAUUGGAAUGAACCGACGCUUUAUUUAAGAGGGUUUAGUGAAAUUUGACUAA